This is a messenger RNA of Thlaspi arvense, 1146 nucleotides long. The record is from the annotation of a GenBank genome assembly. NCBI's taxonomy places the organism in Eukaryota, Viridiplantae, Streptophyta, Magnoliopsida, Brassicales, Brassicaceae.
AGAGAGAGAGAGGAGCGAGAGAGCUCAGAAGUUCAGAAAAUGGCGGAUGUGAAGGACUCAGCGAUUGCCAAGUAUGGAAUCGUAGGGAUUGGGAUGAUGGGAAGAGAACAUCUCAUCAAUCUUCACCAUCUUCGAGACCAAGGCCUCGCCGUCGUUUGCAUCGCCGAUCCUCACCCUCCCUCACAGCUCCUCGCUAUUGAACUCGCUCGAUCUUUUGGUUGGGAACUCAAGGUUUUCUCAGGGCACGAAGAGUUGCUGAAGAGUGAGAUGUGCGACGUGGUUGUUGUGUCUUCUCCAAAUAUGACCCAUCACCAGAUUUUGAUGGACAUUAUCAACUAUCCAAAACCUCACCAUGUUCUUGUUGAGAAGCCCUUAUGCACGACAGUUGCAGAUUGCAAACAGGUUCUGGAGGCUGCAAAGAAAAGGUCAGAUAUGGUGGUGCAAGUUGGGUUAGAGUAUAGAUACAUGCCACCAGUAGCUAAGCUUAUAGAAAAAGUAAAAAGCAGAGUCUUUGGUAACGUCAAGAUGGUGGCAAUCCGAGAACAUAGAUUCCCUUUCUUGAUUAAGGUGAACAACUGGAAUAGAUUCAAUGUGAACACCGGAGGGACCUUAGUGGAGAAAUGCUGCCACUUCUUUGAUCUAAUGAGGCUCUUUGCUGCUGCAAAUCCUGUAUGUGUGAUGGCUUCUGGAGGCAUGGAUGUUAACCACAAGGAUGAAGUUUAUGAUGGGAAGGUGCCUGAUAUAAUUGAUAACGCAUAUGUUAUAAUCGAGUUUGACAAUGGAUGUCGUGGGAUGCUUGAUCUUUGCAUGUUUGCUGAAGGAAGCAAAAACGAGCAAGAAAUCUCUGUUACUGGUGACAUUGGAAAGGGGGAGGCACUUGUUCCAGAGGGCAUAGUUCGAUUUGGGAGUCGUGCAGAAGGAAGAGAACACGUUCAAACGAUAAAAGCUGAGGAUGAAAGAAUAAAAUAUGAAGGGUUGCAUCACGGGUCAAGUUACCUGGAACAUCUCAUAUUCUUAUCGGCGAUCAGAGGUGAAGGACGAGCAGCUGUUGAUUUGGAAGACGGAUUGAUGGCUGUUGCCAUGGGAGUUGCUGCACAGCUCUCCAUUCAGGAGCGCCGCUAUGUAUCCAUUGACGAGGUCUUGUGA